UUUGCUGGAAAAAAGAGUAUUAUAUGCUAUAUUUUAGAGUUGUUUCUUUAAAGAUUUUCUAAAUUUAAAAUGGUGUUUUUUUAAAGAAACUAAUGUAUUUAAUUCUAACAUUCAGCCUCGCCCUCUGGAUCUCAAUCCCGCAAAAAACGACCUACUUUAAGAGAAACUUUCCUUGAUAUGUUCAUACAUCAUUAUUCACUUGAUGGCAAUCCUCUGCAACCAACUGAUGCUCCUCUUCUCCACAGGUUUUUGUUAAAAGCUGAGAAUCAGACUGUUCCGCUGUGCUUUGAUGUCAGUGGUGCUCUCAGCCUUAAACUUCUUCAUCAUCCCAGCAGGGAGCUGUUUGUGAAUGGUGAGCUUGAUUCAGUUGCAAACGGAGGUUUCAAGAGAAUUUUCAUACACUUCAAAACUACCCAGCAUUUCGAGAUUGACACCAAAGGGGUCACUGUACGAGAUGGACAGACAGAAACACAUCACACUGGACAAGAUCUGGUCACUGCUGGAAGUGUCGCAAUGAUUAUGCGCAACAAUGAAAUAGAUAUUGCAGCAGGAGACAUGCGCCUGGUUAUUUUAGUUCAUAAGAAGAACAGCAUUAAAUUCCUUUGGCCAGUUUUAAGACAGCAUCCUUCAGCCAACAACACUGAUGGACUUUUAGCUCUAAAGUCAGCAGUUUAUGAGGAGGUACAACAAGUUGUGGCUACAAAACUAAAGAUUAAAAACCAGGAGAUCAAUGUUACUAGCGGCAAUGCCAAUGACUAUAGCAUUGCCUCUCCUCUCAUGAUGAACUGCGGGCUCACAUCUGCUGAGUCUGCCUUGCAGAGACCAUUGGCCGAUUUCAUUGUUCCACAACUUUAACUGGAAAAAGUGAAAC
This is a messenger RNA of Haplochromis burtoni (Burton's mouthbrooder), 871 nucleotides long. RefSeq lists its product as uncharacterized. Lineage: Eukaryota; Metazoa; Chordata; Actinopteri; Cichliformes; Cichlidae. The record is from RefSeq and is a predicted model, not a curated record.